Messenger RNA from Cariama cristata (Red-legged seriema), 333 nucleotides. Its product is annotated as tomoregulin-2-like. The transcript has 3 exons. Gene Ontology annotation, molecular function: protein binding. NCBI's taxonomy places the organism in Eukaryota, Metazoa, Chordata, Aves, Cariamiformes, Cariamidae. The annotation marks the transcript as partial. Gene Ontology annotation, biological process: cell differentiation; multicellular organism development. The record is from RefSeq and is a predicted model, not a curated record.
GUUACGAUGACAGAGAAAAUGAUCUCUUUCUCUGCGACACCAAUACCUGUAAAUUUGAUGGGGAGUGUUUAAGGAUUGGAGACAGUGUGACUUGUGUCUGUCAGUUCAAGUGUAACAAUGACUACGUGCCCGUGUGCGGCUCCAACGGUGACACCUACCAGAACGAAUGCUACUUGAAACAGGCAGCCUGCAAGCAGCAGAGUGAAAUACUCCUGGUGUCCGAAGGAUCCUGUGCGACUGAUGCCGGCUCAGGAUCUGGGGACGGAGGUAAGAGCCAUCUUUUAAUAUCUUUGUGCUUAUGUGUAUACACAUUGUCUUUCACAAUUUCAGAUU